UGAAUUCAAUUAAAGCAAAAUGGAAGCUAAGGAAGACUUGAAGGAAAAACUAACUGAAAGCUCGCCCUUGAUCUACUCAUCUGAUACUACUAAAUUGAAGGGAAAUGUAACUAACAGUAAAGCUAAAUCAUGUGGAAAUUUGGUCACAUUCUCUGCGCUGUGGAUAACAUACUUAGUUGUGAGUGUGGCAUACUCUAUCUUAGCCCCAUUCUAUCCACAAGAGGCAGCUAAGUUUAAUGUUAGCAGUCUUAUGGUAGGCUUUAUUAUGGGAGCAUCUCCCUUAUGUGUGACAUUUAUGUCUCCAAUUUUUGGAUAUUUUAUUCCUCAAAUUGGACUCAAGUUUAUGAUGAUAGCUGGUUGUUUUCUUGUUGGUGGAUCAUUCCUUUUACUAGGAUUUUUAGUGAAGAUGUCAAGUUAUUUUGAAUUUGUCUUUUUCUCUAUACUAUUAAGAGUUGUCGAGGGCAUUGGUAGUGCUGGAUAUAUCACUGCCUCUUUCACAAUUGCCACAAUCCUUUUCCCAACUAAGACAGGAACUGUCAUAGGUAUGCUUGAAUUAGGCUCAGGAAUAGGAUUUGCUAUUGGACCACCAUUAGGGGGAUUUCUGUACAAAAUAGGAGGAUUUUUUCUACCCUUCCUUGUGACUGGUAGUACAGUCUUAGUAUUCAUAAUUUUGUUUGUGCUGUUUGUGCCAGACACAAAGGGAACGAAACAAUAUGUAUCUCCUAGAACUUUACUGAAGUUCUCAAUGAAUGUUCCAUUCCUUUUGCUAAUUUUGUGUCAUAUAUUAGUGAUAGCUUCUUUAGGCUUUUUUUCUCCUGUUAUGUCUUUGUUUCUCAUUGAUCAAUUUAAUCUAUCAGAAAUAUAUAUUGGAGUAAUUUUUUUUAUUGGGCCUGCAGCAUAUAUGUUGUCUUCAAUAGUUGCUGGACGUCUCUCUGAUAAAUUGGGUCCUAGAUACCUUAUUGUUGGUGGUCUUUUAUUGUCUGGUAUAUCAUUCUUUUUUAUUGGGCCUGCUCCUUUCAUUCUAAAUAAAAGUCAUGUAUGGUUGACAUGCACAUCAAUGGCUGCUGUUGGUAUUGGCAUUGGUUUUGGAAUUGUUCCAAUCUUUUCUGACAUGUUACAAGUGAUAAGGAGAAUAGAUCCAAGUGCAACAGGGGAUGAAAUGUAUGGCUACUUAUCUGGACUUUCAUCGGCUGCAUACAGUUGUGGUGAAUUUUUAGGUCCAAUAAUUGGAGGAGCCUUAGCUAAGAUAAUGAGUUUCCAGAUGUCAGCUUCUAUUGUAGGAAUGUUCCUUCUGACUGAGGCUAUUUUAUUGCUUAGUGUUACUGUUGUGGAUCAAUUUUUACCUCGCCUAUCAGCUAAAAUUUAAAACAAAAAUGUUUUUAUCAAUCAUGAAUAGCAUUUUUUAAAUCCAUUGUGCAUGUAUGAAACAUUUCAUUUAAUGCAGAGUUUUAUCAUUAUUUUUUAUGCACAUAA
Messenger RNA from Amphimedon queenslandica, 1473 nucleotides. Its product is annotated as MFS-type transporter SLC18B1-like. Gene Ontology annotation, biological process: transmembrane transport. The coding region runs from base 20 to 1366 and encodes 448 amino acids. The transcript is spliced from 15 exons. Lineage: Eukaryota; Metazoa; Porifera; Demospongiae; Haplosclerida; Niphatidae. Gene Ontology annotation, molecular function: transmembrane transporter activity. The record is from RefSeq and is a predicted model, not a curated record.